Molecule: messenger RNA, 1671 nt
Organism: Bactrocera tryoni
Lineage: Eukaryota; Metazoa; Arthropoda; Insecta; Diptera; Tephritidae
Gene: Spag1
Product: sperm-associated antigen 1
Exons: 4
Coding region: 98-1573 (491 amino acids)
Cellular component (GO): cytosol; mitochondrion
Molecular function (GO): heat shock protein binding
Source: RefSeq, a predicted model, not a curated record
UAUUAUGAAAAAGCAUUUUUCAUUUUCCAACAAAAUAAAUAUAAUUUCAAGAAAUACAAAUUCCAUUGAAAUAACCUCAUAAUAACACGGAAAUAACAUGAAUGACAAGGAAACAAAGCGGAAGCUCAUCGAUAAGUAUGAGAUCCCAAUAAAUCAUCUGGAUUUCGCUUAUAUACGCGAGUGUGAGAAUGCACGUGAAAUGGAGAAAAUCGUACAAAUUUUACGUUCCGGCGAGGAAGGUUAUUUUCCCGAUCUUACAACCUGUGCGGAAAAUAAAUUACGCGAACUCAAGCCGAACAGUCGACUCUUUCGUUACGAGGAAAAAUUGCAGGGACGUGAGGCGCUCUCCAAGCAAGAGUGGAAACCGAUAUUCGAUUGGACGAAUAAUAUAAAGGUGAAGGAUGUCGAAUUGUCAGCCGCCGCCGAGAAGAUGGCUAAAUUAGAUCUAGGCGUGCCACCUGUACGUAAAAGCGGCGCCAUUAAACAGUGUGAUGAAAGUAACGAGCUCAAAGUUAAACAAAAUGGUAGUGUGGCCGCGACGACAUCGAAAAUUUCGACUGAGCGCAUCAAGUCCACCGAUUACGGAAAAUGGGAUAAAUAUGAUGCAGAUGAGGAGUGUUUACGCAUGGAAUUGGCUGAGGAGCGUGUGCAGGAAGAGGUGGAACGCAAAAAUCGCCUUAACAAACAAAAAUCGAAAUUACAAGCCGAACAUGACAACAACUCAGUUACUGCAGCUAAGACGGUAAAAGAGCAAGAUGUUCUGAGCAAAUUCACCGAUGUGGAACGCGAGCGUCUCGCCGAAGAAUAUCGUCUGCGUGGUAACGAUUAUUUUCGUGCCAAGGAAUAUGAAAACGCGAUUAAGGAAUAUGGACGGGCGAUAAGUGUUUGUGCUGAGAAGGCGGCGCCAGCAUAUAACAAUCGCGCCGCGGCGAAUAUAAAGCUUAAAUGGUAUACUGAAGCUAUUAAAGACUGCGAGCAAUGCCUGCAACUGGAGCCGAACAACUUGAAAGCCCGCUUACGCCUAGCAGAUGCUACAUAUGCUAACGGGGAAAGACAAGAGUCUUAUGCCUUAUAUAUGCAAGUUUUGGAGUUGGAACCGGAAAAUGUCAACGCCUUAAAGGCCACAGCACAACUUAAGAGUCUAUAUGGUGACUUUCCACCAGCCAAUGCAACACGUUUACAUAUUGAAGAGGAGAAGAGUGCAAAAACUGAAAAGAAGAGAGAAAAGAAAAUCGCUAAGAAAGAAACUAAAACCAAAACGGUUGACAAACAAACUAUUGACAACACUAAACCUGUCGAGACGGCAUCCUCCAACACAAGUGUUGCAUCAGACCCACCCAAAACGAAACCAGCCGACUAUGAUUUAGCUGAUUUGAUUAAACCAAAUCGCCUAGUCAAAAACAAAUUGGCAAGCGCAGCUGCUGCUCUUAGUAAUAUGAAGACAAUGAAACAACCAAAGCAGCAGCCCACGAAAACAACAGAAACUACUGUUCCGACAACAUACCCGAACGAGCUACGUUUACCAAAUGAUACCCCAAAAGCGGGCGGAAAAAUUUUGAUCCAAGAGAUUUAAAAGCGCAACAAAUCAGUUUAUAAACGCAUUAAACUAAUUUUUGAAAUUGACUAAUAGAGUUAACAAUUAUUUUUACAUAAAAACUCGCUUUACAUACA